AUGGAGGGAGAGAUUCCUCCUCUUCUCCUUGUGGAGCAACCCAUGACUUCUCCUACGACCCCUGGGAAGACCGCGUCGAGAGAUAUCCUGUUUGGAGAAACAGGGAUAUCGAAGGGAUCAUCACCCGUGAAGUAUGGAAGAAGGUCGAAGAUAGUUAAAUUUCGUGCAGAUUCAGGAAGCUCAACACGCCCUCGGAACUUGAAAACAAUCCGUAUUGAGCUACCUAACGCGUCGGCUGGAACUUCUUCACGCAAAAGGCCUCUAUCUCCUCCAGAUGGUGAUAGCGACACAGAGUCCUUGUCGCCUUUGAGUCCUCUAACUCCAAUGCUCAGCUCUCAGUCGACUGUAUUCAAAGACAAGUCUGAAGAACGAUGGAGUAUCGAAGGUCUGGGAAGUCUUGUCUGGAUUCAUGUUAACCAGGCAGGCCAGGUUUUUGAUGCGAAGGGUAAUGGUGACAAAGGUGGAUAUAUGUGGUGGCCUGCGAAGAGUAUUGGAAUGCUGAAGCGCGAAAUAAUUGUUCGCCCAUAUGGCAGUCUUGGCACCUCUGCUGCGACAAUUCGUGUCCAAAAUCCAUGUAACCACAAUAUCCUUUCCCUUACUGACUCUCUUGGCCGUCCGCGGUUUGGAUCUCCGUCGUCUUACAGGGGUACAACAUCUGUCUUUGCCUCUCCCAAGAAGAAACAGAAACGCGACCUGUCGACUGUAGAUGAUAGUUGGCAAGCUGCGGUCUUUGAAAUCCUUAGGGAUAAAGAAGAUGAAGACGAUGGUCUCCCACCGAUUGAAUUCGCUCUCAGUGCAGCCAGUCGGUAUGCAUCAGUCAGUGCUUCCCAAAGCACUGUAACUGCUCCGAAGAGAGACACGAAAACGACAUGGAAGCAAAAGAAGAGAGGCAAUGACAUUGAAGUAAUUGACUUGGACACACAAGGGGACGUCGAGAGCGACUGGGAUCCUCCAGAACCAGACGAAAUGCUUGACAUUCCAGGCGAACUAGUUCUUGCACGCGACAGGGCAGACAGAAGGAUCGCUCAUUGGCCAGCUAAAUUGCUGGCGUAUAUUCCUCCUUCGAAGCCCAAGAAAAAAACACGACAAAAGGAGCCUAAAUACAGGGUCCUAUGGCUGGACGAUACAGAACAAGAAGUGCCUAGGGACUGGUUUUACGCUUGCCAUGAGCCGGAAUUUGGAACUUGCGAGAUGGGCAAGUUUGCAAGUGACCACCUGGAUAAUGGAGAUGAUGGCGACGAAGACGAUCCAGCAAACACCUCGCGAGAUAACAAUAACCAUUCCUCGGAUCCUGGUAUCCUUCCUCCCAGUCCCAGCCCCAGUCCAGUCCCAUUUCCUUCUCUAUCCUGUGCUUUCAACAAUCUUUCCAUUCGCGCCCAGCUAGCAUACAUCAAACCUGUUCUCCUUGCAAUUUUGAACGAGAACUACGCGCCAGCCAAAGGCCGACACGAUAGCUUUAUGAAGGGUGGUAAAGCACGCGCAGGACUUGGCGCGUCAGCAGGGCUGCGUGGAACGAUACCCCCACGAGAUGUUGACAAGCUCCAGAAACACUUGUGUGAUUGGUGCCUCCGAGACGAAGUUAGAGCUUCCAACAAAUCGGAUUUUGAGUCUGUUCUGUUAAAUGAUUCCAUCGAAGAGGAUGCGGAGAUCCGUCACCCCCUGGAACAUAUUUUCAACGCUGCUUCCCCGUCGAAAUCGUUGUCUGUUUCUGGCGCGCAGAAUACAGACUAUCAUUCUUCUAAAGAAAACAUUUAUCCCGACGAUGGAGGUGUUGGCAGCUCUGCAAUGUCGAAGGGGUUUUCACCUGCGUUGACUGACACCGACCUGCCUCCAUCACCUCCACCCGUCCCUCCGACCUCGUCGAUGGUAUCGUUGUUGUCGGAAGAUAACGAGGUUUCUUCGGACGACCAGAAUAAAGAUGCUGUUACCGUAGAGGGGACACGACUUACGUUAGAAAGACAGAAAGGUUGCGCCUUGUAUGAGAACCUCGCAGGGCUCGAGAAAAUCACCUAUUGUCUUAAUGUCCUCCUUCCAGAAGCCGUGUUGCAACUUCUACUCUGGCGGAAUGGUCAUCGAACUUCGGUCGAGCUACUUUCCGACUUUGAAGAAGCCGAGCUACAUGAAAAAGCAGAGAAACUCGCCGAGGAAACUGACUGGGUGUUUGAUAUUGUGCGAUUACGCGAGAUGAAAGUCCGACAGCUCAAGAGGCAGGCUGCAAAAAACGCGAGUACAAGUGGUCGUGAUACUGCAGUCAGAACUCGAACGUCAUCCAGGAGCAGACGCAUCCCUGACAGGUAUCAAGUGUAA
Lentinula edodes (shiitake mushroom) is the source of this 2307-nucleotide messenger RNA. RefSeq lists its product as uncharacterized. The record is from RefSeq and is a predicted model, not a curated record. Bases 1 to 2307 code for a protein of 768 amino acids. Lineage: Eukaryota; Fungi; Basidiomycota; Agaricomycetes; Agaricales; Omphalotaceae. The transcript has 5 exons.